CCGGCCUCCACACCGCAGAGGGUUACAAAUCACAUUUGAUCAGAAAUCGCUUCUGUAAAUAAAGAAAAAAAAGGAAAGAAAAAAAGGGAAAGAAACAGGUCAUGCGAUGCGAUUUAAUUCUGCCGGAGGACAGAAGGAAAAACUAGACACGACCUGUUGGCGAUGAUGGAUUACUCCAAAGCACAAAUGUCCAGCUUAUUAGAGGAGAGCAGUUCUGCCGGUUUUCCCCAGUCCAAUCCUGCUGGGGUGAAGCUGGAGGCAAUGAUGGAGCAGCUCCAGAGACAACAAGGGGCCAAACUGGAGUUGAACCUCCAAGAGAAACAGCUUCUUCAAGCCCAGCUCCUGUUUGCCCAUCACGCUGCUGCAGCAAGAGCAUCCGGCACCAGACUAGACUCUGCAUUAUUUGGCAAACUAGAUGGACAGACUUAUCAAGCAACUCAACAAGCUCUGAACAGUCAUCCAAGCGGAACAGACGCAGAGGAAGAAGACGAGGACUCAGAUGAGGAGGAACAGGAGAUGAUGGAGCCUGACGAGAAUGAUGAAAUGGAAGAAGAUGAGGAUGAUGACAGCGGGCCUUAUCAGCAACAGGAGAAAAAGCCUGGACUCCAGCAUGUUCCAGGCUUCUCUUUCUCUCCUUAUGCCACAGCCCAGUCAGCUGCUGUGAAGCAAUUGUCUGUGUCUCCACCUUCAGCGAUAAAACAGGAGCCUGAGGAGAAGGAGCUGCUGUCUCCUGCCGGCCAGCACUCCUUCACAUCACCCAAUGGGUUCGCUGACUGGGGCUAUGAUGAGCCAUAUAAACAAAGAGGAAGUGCCAUCUGGGCCGAGGAAAACGAUGGAGGAAAAGUAAGAGGGGAACCAUCCAGGGACUUUGCAAAGCUUUAUGAACUGGAUAAUGACCCACAACGGAAGGAGUUUCUUGAUCAGCUGUUUGUCUUCAUGCAGAAACGAGGAACCCCUGUGAACCGCAUACCCAUCAUGGCAAAGCAGGUGCUGGAUCUGUACAAGCUUUAUAAGCUUGUGACAGAGAAGGGAGGCCUGGUGGAGGUUAUUAACAAGAAGAUCUGGAGGGAGAUUACAAGAGGUCUCAGCCUCCCCACAUCCAUCACCAGUGCAGCCUUCACCCUCCGCACUCAGUAUAUGAAGUACCUGUACCCAUUUGAGUGUGAGAAGAAGGGGCUGAGUUCCCCAGGUGAGCUGCAGGCCGCCAUCGACAGCAACCGCAGAGAAGGUCGUCGUCCCAGCUACACCAACAGUCUGUACCGCUACUCUCCCUCUCCGAGCUCUGCUCCACACACGCUCCUCUCUUCACCCACGAUGCAAACCACCCCGACUGCACACAACGGCCUGAAUAAAUCUGGUAGCCCAAAUUUAAAGAGAAACACAGAUGAGUCGUCCACCCCUUUGAUACCUAGCCGGCUGCCCAUGGCCCUGGCUCUCGGGCAGCAGCAGUUGACACAAGCUGCUACAUUGGAGCAACUCCGAGAAAGACUGGAGCGUGGAGCAGCUGACGGUCCAGAGAAAAAAAUGAUGCGGCUCGCAGAGGAGCAGCAGCGCCUCAUGCAGCAGGCCCUCCAACAAAACCUCCUGGCCAUGGCCUCUCACUUCAACCCCUUGAACCUCAAACUCAACAAUGGACAUGAAAGUAAACAGGAUUUGUCUCUGAGUAUCUCCACUAAUGGAGCAGCCAGUAUCAGCGUGUCUGUGGAAGUCAAUGGUACACUUUACUCAGGAACGCUGUUUGCCCAGAAGUCAGCCGCUCCAGUGGUGUCGCAGGCCGUAACUUUGGCAGGAACAAGCGGCUUCAGCGCCCUCUCCUCCUCUCAUAGUCCUGCCUCCUCAUCCUCCACCUCUUCGAAGGGACCAAAUUAAAGCUCACAGUUUUCUUUUUUUCUUUUUUUUUUUGACCUGUCAAUAGCAAAAUAAUUAAGUGAGUGAUACACAUGUAGUAUCUCUCUUGUCAAAGAAGAACUGUAUAAACUCUAACUAUAUUGAUGUCUACAUUUGACCUCCUGUUUGUUCAUUCAAGCAGUGCAGACUCUUGGAAAACUGCAACAGGCUGAGAAGUUUUCCACCACUGAUACUCCAUUAGUUUAACAGAAUAAUCACUUCAAAUGAGUCAGGUAAAUAUGACAAUGAUGUGCGACCUCAAAAGGCUUACAAAUGUAAAUUCAGUUAACCUUAGUGCCUGUUAGUGAAGAUUUUUGAAAUAUUGUGACAUUCAUUCUCAAAGGCUUCACAAGGUUUAUUCAGAAGUGUUUUUAGACCAGGAAAGCACCAAUGCUCAGUUGAGUGUCAACUUCAAUUAUAGCUAGUUUAUCAUACAGUUCUGUCGCCAUCAACAUCACCAAUAUAGCAGUUUGGUUGCCAAAGUGCAGCCAAUAAAGACCAAAAAAGCCUUAGCUCAAAAUCAUAGCUCCUAUCUGUAACUAUCUUGCUGAAGCCAUAUUGUAACCCUCUCGGGAAAUAUUUGGUUUAACUUGACUGGUGAAGGGUUGCUGUGAGUGGAAGUAGAUUACAGCAACUUUCAGGGAUUAUGUGCACCGUCAGUUACCACAAAAACGUUUAAAAAAAAUUGUUUGGAACUUGUUUUGUUUUUUAGAUUUUGUUUUGUUUUAUUUUAUUUUUAAUUUGUAUUUAAUGAUUUGGCUCUGCCUCAAAAUGAUGACGCAUUUAUGUCACAUCAGUUGUAACAUGAUGGCAAAAUAUCACAUGCAAGGUCUCUUCUGGGAGCUUUUCCGUAUGUAGAAUGGAAGUUAUACAACAUUUACCUCAUUUCACUUUCCAUGCUGGUUAAGUUUCUCAGGAAUUUCCUUUGGGAUUCAUCAAGGUUAGACUGUCUCAUACAGUAUUGCUGUGUUUUGAUUUUAUAAACAUGGUGAAUGUAUCAUUACCGACCUCAGGCUUUUGACAGUUGAAUGCUGAAACAGUGCUACCUCACUCUUCUAGAGAAAUAUGCAAUUCCUAAUGCAGAAAAUGUUGAGUUAGAAAUCUGCUGAAAUAUACUGUAUGUGGACAAUCAAGUAGACAUAUCAUUGCAAACAAAUAUCACUGAACCUGACAACUACAAAAACCUAGGUUGAUGUGAGUUUUGGUCUUUGAUGAACAUAUUUCUUGGAUAUGUGGCCAUGAGGAA
Scomber scombrus (Atlantic mackerel) is the source of this 3133-nucleotide messenger RNA. Its product is annotated as AT-rich interactive domain-containing protein 3A-like. Gene Ontology annotation, cellular component: nucleus. The coding region runs from base 163 to 1869 and encodes 568 amino acids. The transcript has 9 exons. NCBI's taxonomy places the organism in Eukaryota, Metazoa, Chordata, Actinopteri, Scombriformes, Scombridae. The record is from RefSeq and is a predicted model, not a curated record. Gene Ontology annotation, biological process: regulation of transcription by RNA polymerase II. Gene Ontology annotation, molecular function: DNA binding.